Messenger RNA from Entrophospora sp. SA101, 192 nucleotides. NCBI's taxonomy places the organism in Eukaryota, Fungi, Glomeromycota, Glomeromycetes, Entrophosporales, Entrophosporaceae. The record is from the annotation of a GenBank genome assembly.
AUGCAUUUGACGGCGACAAAAGUACACUUAUUUUUUAACAUUUAUAUGAUGAAAACAACAAUAUUAUUCUGGUGUGAAUUUGCUGCAAUGAGUCCUAUAUACCAUGAGGAUUAUUUAUGUAAUUGGGUAAAAAACAGUUCAAGUCCUAGUCUUAUCGGAAGAAUGUUUGGUGUUUUAGUUUAUGGAAUCUAA